Messenger RNA from Harmonia axyridis, 1440 nucleotides. RefSeq names its product tubulin delta chain-like. The transcript has a single exon. The coding region runs from base 109 to 1338 and encodes 409 amino acids. The record is from RefSeq and is a predicted model, not a curated record. Gene Ontology annotation, molecular function: structural constituent of cytoskeleton; GTP binding. NCBI's taxonomy places the organism in Eukaryota, Metazoa, Arthropoda, Insecta, Coleoptera, Coccinellidae. Gene Ontology annotation, biological process: microtubule cytoskeleton organization; mitotic cell cycle. Gene Ontology annotation, cellular component: microtubule; cytoplasm.
AUUUCAGAUUUUAAUCUGUGAAUAUUUUGAGUACUGAAACUUGUUUGUGUUCGAAAUUCUAAAUAAAAACGGAAUAAAGGUUGUCAGUCUAGUAAAAUUUUAAUUUUUAUGAGUUUUUUAACUCUUCAAUAUGGUCAAUGUGGUAAUCAAGUCGGUGAAUCUCUGUAUUCUACUAUUUUCGAAGAUAUUAAAAAUGACGAAACCUCUUAUUUUAACAAGUCGUUGACUAAAUGGUUCAAUGUCCUACCAAAUAAUAAUUAUGAAGCUCGAUCAAUCCUAAUUGAUACAGAAACAAAAGUAAUAAAUGAUAGAAAGGAAACUCCUUAUGCUUUCAAGAAUAUUAUAGCUGGUUCCUUUGGUGGUGGUGCAAAUAAUUGGGCAUUUGGUUACAAUGUUCACAGUCACAUAAUUAAAGAUUUGAUGAUCGACAAGGUGCGUUUAGAGGUUGAAAAAUGCGAUUAUAUGUUAUCCUUUUUGAAUAUCCUGAGUUCAUCAGGAGGAACUGGUUCUGGAGUUGGUAGCAGAGUUAUAGAAGAAUUAAGGGAUGAAUAUCCAAAUAAGCUGAUAGUGAAUGCUAUAGUGCUACCUUACCUAAAUGGUGAAAUCGUCACUCAAAACUAUAAUACAAUACUCUCUCUAACAAAGUUACAUGAGCUAUCUGAUGUUGAGAUACUUUUUGAGAAUGAACAGAUACAUGAACUUUGUGUAGAAAGAGUGUAUGAUAGCCUUAAUUUCUCUGACUUGAACAAGCUUAUAGCAUUCCAGCUAGCUUCAAUAUUUCAACCAAUAGGAAACGAAAAUAAUGCUAUUUUUCUCAGUCAUUGUACAUCACAUCCUCUUUUCAAAUACCUUCAAAUAAAAUCCUCCUAUUACAAUUCCAAACACCCAAAAUUUGAAAGCAAUCAAUGUUGGAGGGCUCUAUUAAAUUCCACAACACGACAAACUAACUACGGAAAGAAAUUGAGGAGUAAUUCAUCAGUUAGAAUUCAGGAAAAAAACAUCACUUCUCUUGUAAUCACCAGAGGUGAGGAUGAACCUGACCCCAACGACUUCAAGGCUUUGAGAGAUCCUUCUUGUUAUGUUAAUUGGAUGCCAACUAAUAAUUGGUUUUCCUAUCAUGAAAUGAGGAAAAUUUGUGGAAAUAACAGGAAUAUAACAAUAGCUACAAAUGGGAAUAGUAUUUGCCAUUAUUUAAAUUCGAUUAUUGAAGAUGCAUGGAUGCUGUUCACCAAAAAAGCAUAUUUACACCAUUAUCAAAAGUUCAAUGUGGGAGAUCCGGAGUUUCGUGAAGCUUUUCAAUUGAUUGAGAACGUAUUAGCUGGAUAUAAACAUUUGUGAUUAUUCGUCCAAUAUUUUCAUAAUUCGGCAGUAUUUCCCUUGAUCUGAGAUAGAAAUGUGUAAUAAUGAUUGGAAAAUAAAAUAUAAAUCGAAUCUAACUUG